Molecule: messenger RNA, 2325 nt
Organism: Oldenlandia corymbosa var. corymbosa
Lineage: Eukaryota; Viridiplantae; Streptophyta; Magnoliopsida; Gentianales; Rubiaceae
Source: the annotation of a GenBank genome assembly
AUGGCCAAACCCAACGGCAUCGCCGACAACCAUAUCAAAUCCGAGCACCAGGUGGAGAUGACGGAGGAGAAGCAAGACAAAGGCGAAGAAGACUCAAAGUGGGGGACAUGGGAGGAAUUGUUGCUAGCAUGCGCCGUCAACCGCUACGGCACAAACAACUGGGAGUCCGUCGCCGCCGAAAUCCAGAAGCGCUCCUCUAUUCCCAAUCCGCUUCUGUUAACGCCGGGAAGCUGCCGGAAGAAGUACUUACAUCUUACCCGUCGAUUCUUCACCCGCAACCGCCUCCUCGUCGGGGACAAUAAGAGUGAUUGCUCCGACGGCGCCGGUGCCGGCGCCGGAAGCGGCGACGUCGACGGCGACAUAGUCGCCACCGAUAAAUCAGUACCUCUACUAGAAGAGCUGCGUAAGCUUCGUGUCGCCGAGCUCCGCCGCGAGGUUGAACGUUACGAUCUCUCUAUCGUGUCGUUGCAAUCGAAAGUGGAGAGAAUGAAGGAAGAUAGAGAGCGGAGUAACAGUGAAAAAGGAGAAAAAAAAUCAUCAGAUCUGUUUAGUAAAAGUGUGAAGGCGGAUGCAAAGAGUGAUCGUAUCGAAUCGGAAGUUAUGGGAGACGUCAAAGAAGAACCGGACAAGUCUCCGUUAUCGGUCGCCGGGGAACCAGUUUCCGACAAGGACGAGCAAUCGGCUAACGACGAUAGAGUGACUGAUCGGAGGAUUAAUGACGAAAAUGCUGGAAGAGAGGGAAACAUGGAGGAAGGAGCGAAAGAAUCGGAUCGAACGGGGGAGGGAAAAGAAACUGAACCGGCCGGAGUGGAGAAGCCGGUUCGGGAGGAAGAUUCGUGUUACGGAAGCUCAGAUAGCGUGGAAAAAGAAGACCCAGAACUGGUUCAGCAGAAAGUGAAAAUCGAACCGGAAUCGGUGAGUGACUCGCCCGAGUUAGUGGAAUCGGUGGCUGAGUCGAAGGAGGACGGAGGAGGAGGUGGGGGCGGGAAAGAGGAGGAGGCGGCGACGACGACGGCUAAGGAAGAUUGCUCCGACGUGCAAAGCUCCGCGACAAAAUCGAGGGAAGACGGAGAUAGUCAUCAGCUGCCCCGCGGGAGCUGCGACGUAGAAAAGAAGUGUAAAUCUCCAGCCGUAAAAAUCGAAGGCUCAAUUGAAUGUCAGCCGCUGAUCGACUUUCUGGAGGAUUUGAAACGUCACAAGCUCGGCUUAGUUUUCUCGCGCCGGCUCGACAGUCAGGAAACUUCAAACUACAAGAACAUGAUCCGGCAACAUAUCGACCUGGAAACAGUUCACACAAGGGUUAAAGAAGGUGCAUACUCAGACAGUCACCUCAAGUUCUUUCGCGAUCUACUACUACUGGUCAAUAAUGCCAUGGUAUUUUUCGGUAAGACAAGUACUGAAUUCGUCGCAGCAACCAAGCUUCGGGAUCUCAUAUCUAGUAAGAUGACUCAGAAAAUCGCUGCCAAGUCAGAUUCUUCAUCCGACAAGCAAUCUUCAUUGCAGAGAACAUCUUCCUUGUCCCUGCUGCCUAAAAAAGAAAAUUCUGAACAAUCUGAAUCUCUGCUUCUGAAACCUAAGCUAGGAGGCCCUUUGAUAUUUUGCCGGAAGCGCAGCUCCAUUGCCGCAAAAGCAUCAGGGACGGCAUCAUCAUCAGGAUCUGAUAAGAAGAAAGAGCAAACAACAUCGAAGUUGGGGGAGGAGAAAGGCGUUCCCGAUUCAAAGCAACUGUUUAAGACAGAGGAACCAAGAAUCACUAAGAAGAGAUCAAGAGACAGAUUUAGUUCGGUAACCAUAAACAACGUGAAGAAGAAUGGCAAGAAUGCCGUUACUGGCAACAACCCAAGUUCCAAACAAAUUUCAGAGAAAAGCCAAGUGAAGGGAGCAGGGUCAUCUUUGCAGCAACUGGAGCUGCCCAAAAGUGAAAAUAAGAGCAAAAAUUCAAACACGGAUCCAAAGAAACGUAGUGCAGCUACCUUCUUGAACAGAAUGAAGCAAAGUUCUUCCUCCAAAAAUAACGGCGCAUCUUUAGAUGCAAUAAAGAGUUCUUCACUUACUAAAGGAGGUGGAUCAGAGCCUAAGAAAAACGAGACUGGAAAGUCCAGUGGAAAGAAAGAACAAGCUUCUUCGACUAGGGUUACUUCAGAAGCCAAGUCCACGAAGGAAAAAGGUACUGCUAGUAGCCCAGUGAAGAAAUCACUUGGGAGGCCACCAAAGAAAGGUGGUCCUGCAACACCUCCUCCAGUGACCGGUAAACGGAACCGGGGAGAUGGAAAAGAAAGCGAAUCAGUUGCUACAAACCACAAAAGAAAAAGAUCAAGAAAGUGA